Molecule: messenger RNA, 2777 nt
Organism: Closterium sp. NIES-67
Lineage: Eukaryota; Viridiplantae; Streptophyta; Zygnematophyceae; Desmidiales; Closteriaceae
Source: the annotation of a GenBank genome assembly
UCUCCUCACCCGUCCUCCCCUAAUAUUCACAUACGAUCCCUCAUUUCCCGCGCGCGAUCCGCCGGCGUCGCAUGAGACGCGCGCCGCAAAAUGGCUGGAAAGAAUAAGAAGAAAGGAGGGGGGGCCGCCAAGGCUUCCGGAGGCGGGGUGGCCGCUGGCGGAGGCGGCGGAAAGGACGGCGGACAGGCCACUCCGGGGAAGUCGGCUUCGGGGCGAUCGGCGGGAUCGGGGGAAGGGCCGGGCGUGGAGGAACUAUUCUCGAAGCUCGAGGGACACAUUCGCAAGAGCGAAUUUUCGCGCGUCGUGAAAACGGCAGAUGAGAUCCUGGCGGCGAGUCCCGGCGAUGCGGACGCGCUGCGGUGCAAGGCGGUGGCGCUCAUCCAGAACGGCAGCGUCGCCGACGCGCUCAAGCUGCUGCAGGCGCCCAACGCGCCGCCCGACAUGGCGUUCGAGAAGGCGUACUGCCUGUACCGGCUGAACCGCCUCUCCGACUCCCUGGACCUGCUGCGCUCCAUAGACCGCACGGCCGACACCCUCCAGCUCGAAGGCCAGGUGCUGUACCGCCUGGGGGACAGCGCCGCGUGCAUCUCCCGCUUCGAAGAGCUGUUUAAGAAGCACCGGCUGGACCAGUCCCAGCUGGAGGUUAAGACGAACGUUCUGGCGGCGUAUGUGAUGGGGGGGCGGAGCGCCGAGGUGAAGGGGCUCAUGGAGAGCCAGCUGAGGGUGGCUGCGCGGGACGCGUUUGACGUGGCGUACAACUCGGCGUGCGCGCUGAUUGAGAUGCGGGAUUUCCGGGCUGCGGAGGAGAUGCUGCUGCUGGCGCGCAGAGUGGGCCAGGAGGUGUUGAUAGACGAAGAGCUCUCGACCCAGGAGAUUGAGGACGAGCUCGCCCCCAUCACAGUGCAGCUCGCCUACACGCACCAGAUGCUGGGGCGCCGUAUGGAGGCCCUCGAGAGCUACGUCGCCUUCCUCAAGCGCAAGCCCGCUGACGCGCCCUCCGCUGCUGUCGCCGUGACCAACCUCCUGGCGCUGAGGGGCGCCAGGGAUGUUGUGGAUGGGUUAAAGAGGCUGGAUCGGGUGGUGGCAGUGAAGGAGAGCGAGGGGAAGGCAGGGAAGGAGGGGGGGAAGGGGGAGGGGAAGGGGGAGGGGAAGGGCGUGGAGGUGGUGUUUUUGGAGAACCUGGAGACGAAGCUGUCGCGCAAGCAGAAGGCGGCUGUGGUGCUCAAUAGGUUCCUGCUGCUCGUGGCCGCUAACCGGCUGGACGAGGCCCGUGCCUCCCUCCCCUGUCUGGAGCGCCUGCUACCCGACACCGAGGACCCCCUGCCGCUGCACGCGGCGCUGCUCAUCAAGGAGGGCCGCACCGACGCCGUGCCCUCCAUCCUCGCAUCCCUCGCAGCCGCCUCCCCCGCCACCGCACCUGCCGACUCCGGGAGCGAAACCGGCGGUGCAGCAGCAGCUUGGGGGGAAGCGGCGGGGGGAGCGGGUGCGGGUGCUGGGGCGGGAGCGGGAGGGGGUUACAGUCGCGUGCAGUCGGCGCGGCUGUUGUCGGCGCAGGCGGCAGCGAUGGCGGGGCAGUGGGCGCAGGCGGCAGGCGAGCUGGGGGCCGUGGAGGGCAUCCAGCACAGGCCGGCGGUUGUGGCAACGCUCAUGGACCUUAAGGAGAGAGCCGGGGACGUGGCGGGAGCUGAGGCAGUGGUGGAUGCAGCCGUGGAGUGGUGGCGGAACCACAUGGAUGUCUCCUCUGCCACCGAUCUUGCGUCUAUCCGCGAGUCUCUAUUGCGUGCAGCAGCGGAGUUCAAGGCGCGGCACGGGGCGGUGAAGGGGGCAGCAGAUGACUGGCAGGCGCUGAGGAAGAUGGCGUCCACCCAGACACUCAAGACGCAGGCGCUGGCGGGGCUGGUCUCCUGCACUGCUCAAGUUGACCCGGCUACUGCUGAGAAGCUUGCUUCAGAGCUGCCCCCAAUGCCCGGGACUUCAGGCCUGGACGUCUCAUCCCUCCUGCAACGCCCAGGCCCAUCCGCUUUCUCCCACUCUGCUGCCGCCGCCGCUCGGGCCGCCAAGCGCCCCGCUCCAGACGACGAGUCCGCUGCUGCCUCUGCUGCCGCCGCUGCCAGCGAGAGGGCCCGGGCCAAGAAGAAACGUAAGCGCAAGGUGAUUCUGCCCAAGGGAUUUGAUCCUGCGAAUCCCGGGCCUCCCCCGGACCCAGAGCGGUGGUUGCCGAGGCGAGAGCGGUCGAGCUUCCGGCCUAAGAAGAAGGAUAAGAGGAAGGUGGAUGUGCGGGGGGCGCAGGGAGCAGCGGUGGUGAAAGGGGAAAAGGCGGAGGGAGGGGGUGUGGUGGGGGGGCUUAGUGGGGAUGGUGAUGGUGGGAAGGGGGGAGGGAAGACAAGUGCAGCUGCUGCUGCCGCUGGGAAGGACAAGGGAGGGGAUGGAGGGAAAAAGAAGGGAGGGGGGAGAAAGGGGAGGCGGUGAGGUGAGGGGUGAUAGUCAGAGGGGGGAAGAGAUAAGAGGGGGGUAGGGGGGGUGUUGUGGGGGAGGUGUGGGAGGUGGGGAGAUUGGGAGAAGUGGGAAGAGUUGGGUGGGGAGGGCUGCUUUUUUGUCAUCAUUUUGUUGAUCCGAGAUGGAAGUUAAUGAAUGAAGGUGGUUGGAUAGGCUAGUCGUUCAUCAGUCAGCCAGGCUGCGAUGAAUACGUUAUUUCAGCCUAAAUGUUGUAGUAUUGCAAGGCAAUUGAUGGAAAAAAUAUUGACUUAAACUCGUCACUUUAUGUUGUGAUCUGGGCA